AUGGACGUCCUGGAGCUGCUCUCAGUUGCGUACAAUGGGGGCAAAGAGGAGCGCACGGCGGCAACGGCGCAGUUGGAGGGCGCAAUAAAAUCUCCCGAUGGCCCGCGGCUUCUCGUGACGCUAUUGCGGGCGGGAACGGAUCCGGCGUUGCCGGCGGGGCAAAGCCUUUCCGCGCUUAUCUACGCCAAGAAUUGCAUUAUGGAGACCUUGGACGAUGAGCAGUUCUCCGCCGCCCCUGGCGUGUUGGAGGAAGUAAAGUCCCUCCUUUACAACGGCGCCUUCCACGUGCCGUCGACGCAUCAGAAGAUUAUCCACACCUGCGUGGCCAGCAUCGUCAGUUCCUUUCAGUGGAAUUAUCUUCCGCAGCUUAUGCCGGAGAUCAGCCGGGAGAGGGCAGGCGUUACCGUUGAACACGCCAUGGCAGCAUUGGGUAUGUUGUACGUCUUCGUCAAGAGGUUUAAGACCCCAGGACUGGAGCCGCUGCCUAUGAAGCUCACGGUUUGCAGCUGUCUUAUUUCGGCCCUUCCCUCGUUUCUCUCGUACGGGGAGCCGCAGGUGGACCACAUUGUGCUGAAAAUUAUGAACGGCGUUGUGGAGACGGCGCUGCAGGGAAAUAAAGCGCAAGCCCUCCCCGCGGAGGCGCUGGAUGCGUGGUUCCACGAGAUGGCCCAGUAUCCGGAGCGUCACUUUGUCUCGGCCUCUGGGGCAGCGGCGAGCGGGUCGCAGAAGGCGUACGAGGCAUAUGUUGGUUGCCUCAAACAAAUUGCCAUGAUUUCUUUUUCUGUGUUGAACGAUGCAACAAGGAAGAAGAAUCCCGCGCCUGUUGCCAAGCGCUUUCUUGCGGCGCAUGCUUCAGCCUUUCUUGGAGUGUGGCAAAGGUGGUUGAAGUACGCCUCGACCUCUAGAGAGCGUGACGGAAACCGCAAGGCUGACAUGUACGCCAUACGCUAUAUCAAACUCUGCGCCUUGGACAAGACGCUUUAUCAGCAGUGUCUACUCCCGCAGCUGAUGCCCGUGGUUGAGUCACUUUUGUUUCCAUACUUGUGCUUCAGCGAGGAGGAUGAGCCGGCGUUUGCCGACGACGGUGAUCUCUCGGAAUUUGCGCAGUACAUGAUGGAGGAGGGGUUUGAUCAAGGCGAGGUUUCGCAGCGGCAGGCGGCAUCCAACGCGAUUGUGGCGCUUGUCAAGGGUAACAAAGACUUCCACGAGGACUGCUUGCAGAGGGUCAUUGACUUCCUCAUAGCGGGUCUCUCGCGCGAGGACAAUGAUGAGACGUUUCCGCAAACGUUUGGCUAUCUGCAUCUCUUAUCGGUGCUGAGACGCCACUUACGGCGCGUUCCUGAGAUCUGGGAGACGCAAAUGGCGCAGGUGCUUGUUACAUUUGUGACCCCGCGCCUUGCACCCACCGUUCCCUACGCCCCGCUGCGCUGCAAAGCCCUUGUGGCGUGUCAGCGGUAUUCCAAGGCCCCCAUCCCUGCCGAGGCUGACUUUGCUGCCUUCACACAAAUAGUCUCCUCCCUAGUGCAGGAUGGCGAUUCGCGAAUUCGGCUGGGCGCCAUUGAUGCCCUUUGCACCUUCCUGGAGAUGAAGCGGGCACUUCCGUACAUUCGGCCAAUCCUUGUGCCGCUGGUGGAGGAAUGCAUUAGUUUCCUUAACCGCGUGCAAACCUCCUUUGUGCCCACCGCCCUGCUUUACCUGGUGGAGCACUUCGCGCCCGAACUCAUUUCCGUGCUCGGAAAAAUUGGCAAGACGCUCGUGCAACACUUUUUGGCAACGGCAUUUGACCUGGCGCAGCAGGAGGCCGCGAUGGAAGACGAGCACUUAUCACAGUACUGGCGCACAGAGCUGAGUGCCUGUGCCUUGUUGAACGCAUUGAACACCAUCGUCCAGGCCUCACGUCACCAUAUGGAGGUUUUCUGUAGCCUGAGGCCUGACCUGCUGUUAUUGGCGAAGAACGUUUUGGAGCAUCCUGACGAUUUUGAAUUUAUCGAAAAUACGCUCGCGAUUUUGUUGAAUGUCGUCAAUUUUUCUAAGCCUAUCCCACCGGAGUGCUGGGAUGUGCUUCCCUUGCUGUUUCAGUCCGUUGACUCCGGUGUUGGCGUGGAUUUUUUCGUUGCCAUUGAGGAGGUGCUUGACAGUUUCAUCUCAAACGGGACGGCAGAGUUUCUGCAGAAUGCCCAGCUGAUGGAGGCAACCUACCAGGCCUGCGAGAAGGUGCUGUUCCACUGCCUCGCCGGCGUCGAAGAUCAGAUCGCCGUGCCCCAGUUGAUUGAGGCGAUGCUGCAUCAGGCGAAACACGCAGAGGCGGCACCGGGCCUGUUUGACGCGCACCUCCCCCGCUUCGUCACCUUGCUUCUGCGGGCCCUCGCAGACGACUCCAUUCGCCAAGGCGAGGUGCGGCUGCAGAUUUGGAUCAUUGCGGCAUUGAUGGAUGCCUUUUACUACAAUGCCGCAGCAACGCUGCAGAUCUUAGCCAGCCGCAACGCCUACCCGCAGUUUUUCGAUGCACUCUUUCAUUUCUUUCGCGCCGCCAUCCACCCUGCCAAGGUCGCCAAGGGCAGAAAGAAGCGCAAGCAUGACGCGGCGAGCGAGGUUGUCGAGAAUCUCUCUAUUCUAACCCGCAAGGUCAUCGUUUUGGGGAUGACCGCCCUCCUGGAGCACCUUUUCGCCGACGGCGGAGGCAGCAGUGGGACAAAUCUGGCCGCCUUCGACGCCUACCUCUCUCCGACGCUGGCUCUGGUUCAGCACUGCGUCUUCGCCAACGACGUCCUCCUGGCGUCGCGCUGCCGCAUUGCAGCGGGCAACUUGGAGAAGGUGCGGCAGGGCGUCGAGGUGGAGGAUGUCUGUGACGUGGACCUCGACGACGAGGACGUGCUCGGCGUCGCCAACGGCAGCGACGUGGCGACCACCGACGACGACGACGCCGACGGCGGCAGCGAUGACGAGGAAUUGGGCGAAGAGGAAAUCGGUCACCGUGAGGACGAGGGGGACGACUACGAAAGCCCCAUCGACGACGUGUGCGAAGUGACGCUAUUUUUGCAGUGGGCCGCAAAGGCGACGUGCCUCGGCGGUGACGUGCAGCGGCACCUUCAAACUGCCCUCUCCAAGUCGCUGCAGGAGUUCCGUGACGCCGAGGCCACCGCGCUGCGCUACCGGCAACUGGUGCAGGAGUUGGACCUUGCGAUGGACGCGGAGCACGCCGCCCGCUCCGUCACUGCAGCGACGUCGUAA
Molecule: messenger RNA, 3231 nt
Organism: Trypanosoma conorhini
Lineage: Eukaryota; Euglenozoa; Kinetoplastea; Trypanosomatida; Trypanosomatidae
Product: importin 7
Exons: 1
Coding region: 1-3231 (1076 amino acids)
Biological process (GO): protein import into nucleus
Cellular component (GO): cytosol; nuclear envelope
Source: RefSeq, a predicted model, not a curated record